AUGGAUUCCAAACGGAAGAAAUACUCAGUGCCCAAGAAUCGGCAAACACCAAAUUCAAGAACAGAGAUCAUCAUGAGCCUAGCUGAAUUAGUAGCCCAGGAGAGUGAGACAACUGAGACUGAGACACAUGGAGUUCUCGUUCCUCGCCCAUAUGCUGAUUCAGACCCAGAGAGUGAUGCUGACGAAAUUGAAGUAGCUGGUACAGGUGAUUCUGAUAGAGGUAAAAACUUUGAUGAAUCUAUUGCAAAUGAUCUUUUGAAUGAAGUUGAUGAACUUACUGAGAUUCAAAUAGAUGAUUCAGCUCUAGAAAUAUUAGAGACUGUAAGUAGAGAUCACAGUCAAGAAGAAUUUCUGAAUUUAGUGAGUGAUAUCAUCUCAGAUGUAACUGAUGAGACUAUACAGCCUACACAGCCCCCAUUGUUUGAAGAACCGGAUAUACCACAGAAACCAACAAAAUCUCCAGCCAAAGUCACUAAAUCAAGCUUCCACCGUCAACGACCUAAAUCCAAACCCAAAACCCAAUAUGACUGGAGAAAAGAGGAAUUUUUUUUCCCAGUAGACAUUCAAGAAGAUAUUUUCAUCCCCUCAGUUUUAGAAAAAACUCCAUAUGAUUAUUUCAAGAUGUUUUUUGACAAUGAUCUGAUCAAUCUUAUUGUGGACAACUCCAAUUUAUACUCUGUGCAAAUGACUGGUAAGAGUAUAUCAGUAACCAAAGAAGACAUUUCUGAUUUUCUAGCAAUAGAAUUACUUGUUGGUGUUGUUCAAAUGCCUGCCUAUACAGACUACUGGUCACAAAGUCUGAGGUAUGAAAAAAUAGCAAGUAUUAUGCCUCUCAAAAGAUACCAGGCUAUUAGGAGAUAUCUACAUUUUGUGGAUAAUACAGUGCAGAGCAAUGAUAGAUAUUUCAAAAUAAGACCAGUUCUUGAGAGCAUAAGAAAAAAUUGUUUGAGUGUAGAACAAGAACAAAGGUGCUCCAUUGAUGAGAUGAUGAUACCUUACAAGGGAACUCGUGCUGGAUCAAGAAGACAGUAUAUAAAAAAUAAGCCCAAAAAAUGGGGUUUCAAAAUGUUUGUCAGAUGUGGUGUCUCAGGGAUUGUUUAUGAUUUUCUACUAUAUGGAGGUGAAGACACAUUUUCUGGCUUUGUCUUCACUGAAGAAGAGGAAACUCAUGGUCUAGGAGGUAAAGUUGUACAUGCACUCUGCAAAUCAAUCCCAAAUCAGCCUGGAUCUGUUGUAUUUUUUGGCAAUUUCUUUUGUUCUUUGGCUCUGGUUACUUAUCUGAGGUAUGAAAAAGGUAUCCUAUCCUUGGGUACUUUGAGAGCCAAUCGACUCGGCCACUCUCCAUUAUCAGAUGACAAAUCAUUGCAAAAGAAGGGACGUGGAGCAUUUGAGCAAAUUGUGGACAAUGAUAGGAGGAUUGUUGUUGUAAAAUGGAUUGACAACAAGCCAGUGCUGCUAUGUAGCUCUUUUGUGGAUGCAUAUCCAAUUAGCAGUACAAAAAGAUUUCAGAAGUCUAAAAAACAGGAGUCAACACAGGCGGAAACCUCAAGCACCAAAACAAGCAGUAAAAUUGAUGUGACUUGUCCCAAUAUUGUGAAACAAUACAAUGCGCACAUGGGAGGGGUUGACUUGGCAGAUAUGCUGGUUGCUCUCUAUAGAACAGGCUUCAAAACGCACAGGUGGUAUCUAGCCAUUUUUUCACAACUGUUGGACAUAAGUGUCAAUAAUGGCUGGUUAUUAUACAGACGAGAUUGUGGUGUGAAUGGAGAAAAUAGUUCUCAAAAGUUGAAAGAGUUCAGACUGUCAGUGGCUAAUGCAUUACUGCUGAGAAAUAGAAAACGAGGAAGGCCUUCAUCCAGUGAAGUACAAAAACAUGAAAAUAAAAUAAUAAGAAAAACUGUGACCCCAAUGCCAGCUAAUGAGAUAAGACAUGAUUCAGUUGGACACUUUCCAGUAUUUGUUUCCAAGGGCCGAUGCAGGAAUUGUACUAAGGGGCAAACUACUAUAAAAUGUGUCAAGUGUGAUUCACGGCUCUGCCUUGUUGAGAAGAGGAACUGUUUCAGUAAUUUCCACACAAAGUGA
Molecule: messenger RNA, 2082 nt
Organism: Nilaparvata lugens (brown planthopper)
Lineage: Eukaryota; Metazoa; Arthropoda; Insecta; Hemiptera; Delphacidae
Product: piggyBac transposable element-derived protein 3-like
Exons: 2
Coding region: 1-2082 (693 amino acids)
Source: RefSeq, a predicted model, not a curated record